GUGAACGGUAUCAAAGCCACUAAAUCACAAACUGAAUGUUAGCCGACGACUACCCAGAGCUCCUCAAGCCGGUGGUGUUGCAACCUUCGAAAUCAAAGGAGCUGAUAAAGUUACCCCCAGGGUUCUCUGAGAAGGUUUCAGUCAAGAAGAAUACUGUGGAGGUCAAACAACCUCCCAAUCUUGAUGAAUUGAAGAACAGAAAAGCGUGGGAAAUGGCAGUAGGCCCAGCCAAAUCCAUUCCCAUGAACUUGGUAAUGAGUUAUAUGACCGGAAACUCGUUGCAGAUGAUCCCAAUCAUGAUGACGUUGAUGUUGUUUCUAAAUCCAUUGAAAGCUAUUUUCAACGAUACCAACAAGAUGUUCAAGCACCUAGAAACAGAGAAAAAUUCGGCUGUCAUUCUACAAGCAAAACUCGUGUUUGUGGUAUGUCAGUUGGCGUGUAUGUCGAUAGGUAUAUGGAAGUUGAACCUGAUGGGCCUUAUUCCUAAAAGUGAUGCUGACUGGUUAUCGUUUAAGAAGCCUACGACGUUUGCCGAGACUAUUCGUUUAUUAAGUUGAAUCAGGUAGACUUUUCAUAUAUCUGUUGCAAGUUGUAUUUACAGAGUUUCUCAUAGUCGUCAACAACACUCAUACCUAUGCUUGUUUUAUAGCAUUCAAUCAAUAUUAAUUUAUGGUAGUUUUUCAAGUCCACCGAAUGCCCAUGAUCUCUUCCCACCAUUUCUGCAACUGUCUUGAUAAUUACAUCUUUUUCGAUGGCAUUGAAGUUUCUUCUCGUCACGUUGAUGGCAAACUUUACAGGAACUUGGUCAUUUUCUUGAUGAAAGUGAGGUGCAAGCACUCUAGUACAAAGUUUCUUAAGUUCUUCAAUACUUGCUGACACCGUAAAAGUAACUGGAGUUAACUUCUGGGUAAAUCUGGUGGUCUUAAUCUUGCUGCGGAAACUGUCCUGACAUACUUUUUUACAAAACAACUCGGGUUCAAUGGGUUUUUUGGUCUUGAUGAACACCAAACACUCGCAUUCUAAGUUCAACGCAGAAAACAACGAUUUUUUCGACUUGGUGUCCUUUAAGUCCUCCACUUCCUUCUUGAUCUGAUCCUCUAUCGAAAGUUCCUUUGGUUCUUCUCCAUCAGUUUCCUCGUCAUCUUCUACAGCUGAUAGGUCAUAAUACUCUUCAGCCUUUUCGGUGAACAAAUUCAUAAGUUCCUUCACACAACCUUUCUCUUUGCCCCUCGUACAAGUGGCAUAUAUUCCUGUGGUGUUGGGUUCUAUAAUGGCAGAGGCCUUGAACUUCUUGUGAUUUCUUUUCCCUCCGUUAUCUGCUUUUCUCUUACCCAUACCUGC
Messenger RNA from Yamadazyma tenuis ATCC 10573, 1341 nucleotides. RefSeq names its product chaperone. Gene Ontology annotation, cellular component: EMC complex. Gene Ontology annotation, biological process: protein folding in endoplasmic reticulum. The record is from RefSeq and is a predicted model, not a curated record. NCBI's taxonomy places the organism in Eukaryota, Fungi, Ascomycota, Pichiomycetes, Serinales, Debaryomycetaceae.